This is a messenger RNA of Heterostelium album PN500, 2121 nucleotides long. RefSeq lists its product as uncharacterized. Bases 1 to 2121 code for a protein of 706 amino acids. The transcript has 2 exons. The record is from RefSeq and is a predicted model, not a curated record. NCBI's taxonomy places the organism in Eukaryota, Evosea, Eumycetozoa, Acytosteliales, Acytosteliaceae.
AUGCAAAAGAUUCACCCCGCAGUUGGAGUUCCAAACUUUGGAAAACCAAUACAAUUUGGUUCACUGUUGUUAUCCCCUUCGUCGCCAUCGUCGAUCUCCCACUUGAAUAACAAUAGUAACACAACAUUCAUGUACAAACCAACCGGUUCCAGUGGAUUCGAUUCAUUCCCACAGUGGACCUCGAAAUCAUCAACAUCAACAUCAUCACCUUCACCCUCACUUUCAGCUUACUACUCUAUUCCAUCGCCAUCCUCACCGGCCACCUCACCAAUACCAAGCUAUGAGAUCAGUUCGCCAACACCAAGCACCAACAACAAGAAACAAAAAACAAGCAAUAACGAUAAAUUUUUAAAUAAUCCAUACAACGAUUCUGAGGGUAGCAGUAUCAAGAACAUUUUGAAUCCAGUCGACAACUUUAGUUACCAAUUCGACGGUCAUUUACUGCCUAGCAGAUCUAGUUCGUCAUCGGCUUCAUCGUCUUUGUCGUCCACCCCAGUCACCUCAUCAUCAUCAUCGAUGAUCAUCAAAGACGGUACCAACUCUAACCGUUCCAUCUUGCUGAGUAACUCUAUUGCAGAGUGCUGUUCACCUGUCUCUUCACCAUCUUCACCAAUCGACCACCAACUUCCAAACAACGCCUCCAACAAACAAUUGGUGUUCCAAUGGAUUCAAGAGUUGGCCAACUUGAAGAAGCGUGAAACAUUCCUCUUGGAGAAUUUGAAAAACUUUACAAACUCUGACGUCGAUUCCGAUGAUCAAAUGGAGAUUUUCCAAGCACCAAACAGCAGCAGCAGCAGUAAUAAAGAAACUGUUCCACAAAUUGAAAAUGUUAAACCGGUUGUUCAAAAUCAAUCGAUUCCGAUCAAUAUCUCUCAACAACCACCAGAGUUGGUUGUUUGUCAUAGAUAUAUCCACCCAUCACCUGUUUUAUCGGUUGAUACCGAUUUGUUGAAUAGAGUCAGUGGCCAAUUGGUUGUACAAGUCUCACUUGUUUACAAUUCAACUUUCAAGCCUGUUACCACCAAACAAGCCGAUGGUAAGCAAGAGGUCUUACAAGGUGUCCGUGUUCAAGAGGUCGACAAGAAUGGAGUUGUCGUUUUCAACAAACUCAAAGUAAGUGAGGUUUCCUCGAAACACUUGCACCAAUCCUUCUGUUUCCUCUUUACUUUGAGUGAGGUCCACAAUGCCGAGACCACCUCUGAACAAUCUACCGUUCUCACUCAACUCACCUCCUCUUCAUUCCACGUCUUGUCCCGUUCAAACAAGCGCAAGAAAGACGAUGAAGUCGAGUCGGAUUCCCAAGAGCCAUCCUCUCCAAUCCACUCGAAAUCCAGCCCAGUCUGCUCGUCUCCUUCAUCACCAUCAUCGCCAUACCACAACCACGUUGUAUUCCCAACUGUAAGCUCUGCUGCCACAUCUGAUGAGAAUGUUACUGCAACCACUUCUCCAUCGCCAGUCUCUAUGAACACUGUUGCUCACAGUCCAUCGUCGUCGUCGUCAUCGUCAUCGUCAUCCGAUCCAAACUACAUUGACAUUACCGAGCUUUUGGUAUUACCACAAAAGGAAGCCGCCUCACGUUUGGGUAUCUCUGAAUCGAUGCUUUGCAAGAGAUUCAAGGAGUGCACUCGUAGAAAAUGGCCAUACAGAUACUUGAGAAAGAUCGACAAGGUCAUCAAGAUACUCACCUUCCAACACGGAAACGACAUUCCAAAGGAAGAGAAAGAGAAGCUCGACAAGUUAAUGCAAGAGCGUGAAGAGUGUCUCAAACCAGUCAAGAUCCGUAUCACUGGAUGCCUCGAAAAAGACGAUGACUCUCAGAGUCCAAGCGGAACCUACAACUUCAAGGUUGUCAGUGCCGGUGCCUCUAUCGCAUCACACCGUUCCAGUGGUUCAUCCAGUCAAUUGGUACCACAGACACCAACCAAGUCAAACUCUAUCCAGAGUAUCAUCAACUUUAGCAAGGACGAAGUUGAAGAGUCGACACCACCACACCAACGUGUCUCUAGUAUUCUCCCAUCAUCAAGCCAAUUCUCACACAACAAUGGAGGUAGUGAGAACGCUCACAAUGGACUCGAGAAUAUCUUGGAGACAUUGGAGAUGUUGAAACAUACUCGUCAAUAA